Messenger RNA from Apis dorsata (giant honeybee), 3571 nucleotides. Its product is annotated as protein trachealess. Gene Ontology annotation, biological process: regulation of transcription by RNA polymerase II. The record is from RefSeq and is a predicted model, not a curated record. The transcript is spliced from 13 exons. Gene Ontology annotation, molecular function: protein dimerization activity; RNA polymerase II transcription regulatory region sequence-specific DNA binding; DNA-binding transcription factor activity, RNA polymerase II-specific. Lineage: Eukaryota; Metazoa; Arthropoda; Insecta; Hymenoptera; Apidae.
UGAGUUGUUGGUUGUACAUUGUUGGUUCGGAGAAUCAGGUGUGAUCAAAGGUGUUUCAACGGAGGGACAAGAUCGACGUUCGUUGUGGAGGGCUGGCUGAUGCACCGCGGCGGCGGUGUCGCCGGGAGCGGUGCUGGUGGAGCCGCUGGUAUCGGUGGUGGAUCGGGCGGAAGUGGCGCGUUACCCUCCACGAGCCACCGCGGCCUCGAACUGGAACAUCCGUCGGCGAUGCCCGGUGCACCGGGUUUCCAUUGGGGGGCUAUGCUCGCCGGCCACCAUGCGGCCGCCGCGGCGAGCAUGAUGCAGCCACCCCUGUCCGCGGCUGCUGAGUACACCCCCGCGCCGGCACACCAUGGGCCCACGCAUCCCGCCAUGCCCAUGGACCUUCACGUUCAUCAAGGAUUCCCUUACUACAGGUAUCGAGAUGAUGCUCUCUGUUGGACGGACAGGAAACCGUCCGUGGACGACGUUGGAAAUCCUACCUCUGUCAACGCACGUAUCCUCGAGCUGCGCAAGGAGAAGAGCAGAGACGCUGCCAGGUCUCGAAGGGGGAAAGAGAACUUCGAGUUCUACGAGUUAGCGAAAAUGUUGCCAUUACCGGCGGCUAUUACCUCCCAGUUGGACAAAGCCUCUAUAAUAAGGCUAACCAUCUCGUACCUCAAACUUCGGGAGUUCUCGGGCCACGGAGACCCGCCAUGGAAUCGGGAUGGGCCACCGCCAAAUAAAUCUGGCAAAGGUGCGAAUCGAGUUAGGUCAUCGGCAUCCGCUGCUAUGGACCACUUCGAUGUACAUCAGGGUACCCAUAUUCUUCAGUCGCUGGACGGGUUCGCGAUGGCGGUCGCCGCUGAUGGACGGUUCCUGUACAUAUCCGAGACCGUCUCAAUUUACCUUGGACUCUCACAGGUAGAGAUGACGGGUUCAAGCGUUUUCGAUUACGUUCAUCAGCAAGACCACGCGGAAGUAGCAGAACAAUUGGGCCUCGGGUUGACAUCGAGCGCCUCUUCCGGUCCACAUUCAUCCAGCUCUGGCCUAGCAUCGCCGAGUAGCGCGGCAUCCGAAGAACAUGGAUCUUCCUCCACAGCGAAUCCCGACGUAUCCUCAGUAAUGUCGUUAUCAGCGAAUAAUCUCUACAAAGGAUACGACAGAGCGUUCUGCGUCCGGAUGAAAUCCACCCUAACGAAGAGGGGAUGUCAUUUUAAAUCUUCUGGUUAUAGGGUCGUGUUGUUACUGUGCCGUUUGAGACCGCAGUAUACGUUUAGCCAUACAAGAAAGUCCGCGCCACCGUUAAUAGGCAUGGUUGGCCUGGCGAUCGCACUUCCUCCGCCAAGUGUGCACGAAAUUCGCCUCGAAACCGACAUGUUCGUCACGCGGAUCAACUUCGAUUUUCGGAUAGCACACUGUGAACCAAGGUGAGCAUCGUGAAUAUCAAUUGAUACGUCUAUGGAAUAAUUUCCGGACGAAUUGACGGGAAAGAAUUUGUAUACGUUGUGCCAUGGAGAAGAUGCAAAUCGUCUUCGGAAGUCUCACAUCGACCUGAUUCACAAGGGACAAGUAUUGACGCAUUAUUAUAGGUUGAUGAACAAAAGUGGAGGAUAUACGUGGCUACAAACGUGCGCCACGGUAGUAUGUAAUUCGAAAAACGCUGAGGAACAAAAUAUCAUUUGUGUCAAUUAUGUUAUAAGUGGUCGUGAAUACGAAAAUUUAAUUAUGGACUGUUGUCAACUGGAGGAAGGCGUUAUGGGAGUCAAACGCGAGGAUGCUGCUGGAAACGAUCCAGAAAAUGGAUCCCCCGACGCCGAUAGAGGAGAGGGAAGAAACCACGGUGGACCGCCAAACCAACAUCAGGAACAUCCUCACAGAUCGCCGCCGGAAGAUCGCGAAGAUACUCGUGGCUCGGAGAGCGAGAAACGGGGCAGCCGACAUCACGACAACAUAGCCCAGCUUCAACAAGAGCCGGCGGUAGGGAACAUUAGCACGCUCGUAGUGAAAUUGCGCGGGCACAAGCGGAAGUUGCACGAGGAUGAUAGCAGCUCGAACGAGGAAGAGGACGAGGAGGACGACUCAACGGUGAAAGUCACGAAUAACGAGAGAAGCCACGCUCUAAGUCCAGCUCCAUCAAACCAUUCCAUUUCAGGAGGUGAGCAAAUACUGUGCUCGGCCAGUCCGAAAUCAAGACGUGUGGAAGAUAGAACGAGCAACGCCGACAGUACCGGCACCUCCGUGAAAGAUCUAGAACAAGCGAUGUCCAAGCAUUUGCCGGUUCAGAAUCUCAAUAAGUCCCAUUCACCGACUCUCCAUCAACCUACCGAUUUCAGUACGGACGCUUUGCUGAAACAACAACAACAGAGGAGUACGAUACAAUGGAUCGGAGCGCAUCAUCAUCUGGGACAUCUAAGUCCUCAACAGUCGAGCACCGCGCCAUUACCAGCAUCCGCUCUUCUACGACAAUUAUAUGCCAACAGGGAGAGCGUGAUACGAGCCAAUGUUCACGGAAUCACGUCCAGCGGUACUACAAGAACCUCUUCUUCCGGUGGCACUUACUACGCCGGGGACACGACACCUAGUGGUCCUUUGCCUACCCCACCUGGCUCCGAAGGAUCCAGUACCUACGGUGAACAUCAAUUCGUGUUAGCAACGCACAAUCAAAAAAGUUCAAGUGGAACUAGUUGUGCCGAUGCGUUUACCAGCUUGGUUUCCUCUUACUCUACCGCCAGCGGUUAUACGGUUGAUUAUCAUUCGGCGAUGACUCCACCGUCAUCCGUUUCACCGAGGGACAAGCAGCAACAACAGCAGCAACAACAACUCCAUCCGGUGAACGUGAUAAGCAGCUACGAGGGUUCAUCGGCCUACACUGACCCUGUGUUACGCCACCAAUACGAGCCAGCGCAACCGUUGCCUUUGAAGCCUCAAGUAUAUUCGGCUGCCGUUCAUCCUAGCGCAUUGGACGCUGCCGCGGCGUACGCCUCGGCUGGUUUGAGCGAGCAAGCGCAAUUUUAUCAUCAUCCGGCCGCUGGAGCUGGUUUCCACAUUUACCAUCCGACGAACAAAUCGACGACAAACGGUUGGUAUAGUUCGACGUCCUAGUGGCGUGCGCCAGCACGCGAGAGACGUGUACUUAAGUAACUGAAAAUUUUGAGCCCAAAGUCCCCACAUGCAUAUCAGUGAUAUCAUAUUCACCUCGGCAUCUCUGUACACCGAUUUUCCUCUCGUUUCCCCUCUCUCCUUUCACAUAUAUUCGUUCAUUUCCUUUCUUCCCCGUCUUUUAUCCCUGUUUCGCUCUAUUUACGUUUCACUUUUGUUACAAGUUCAUCGUUUCUGUCUUCCUCCAAGAUAGUUUUUUUUUUUAUUUCGCUUCAUUUUUCUCCUAUAUCUUUUUCUCGCGAUCCUAGCGAUCGUGCACGCGCAUCCGAUGUGCCAAUUGAACUGUAAAAAUCGCUGCUCUCUAUUCUCGACUAUUGUAGAACGACUUAUUGUAAUAUAACAGAAAUAAAUUAUUAUGUAUGUUGACAUUUUCGGAAGUAUUCGCGUAAGAAAAUGGAAGGUAGUAGUUUCUAAAAGAAAAUGAAAAGGG